Messenger RNA from Dufourea novaeangliae, 1502 nucleotides. RefSeq names its product thioredoxin-related transmembrane protein 2 homolog. Gene Ontology annotation, cellular component: membrane-bounded organelle. Gene Ontology annotation, molecular function: disulfide oxidoreductase activity. The coding region runs from base 287 to 1093 and encodes 268 amino acids. NCBI's taxonomy places the organism in Eukaryota, Metazoa, Arthropoda, Insecta, Hymenoptera, Halictidae. The transcript has 5 exons. The record is from RefSeq and is a predicted model, not a curated record.
CAUUUAAAAAAAAACAUUGAUUGUCCGCGACGAUCUUGAUGGCAAUUUCGAAUUUGGUGUAAACAUGGAUGGGUUCAUUGACACGAGCAAUUUGUAAUCGAUGCGGAGGUGUUUCGCUUACCUCAAUCAUAAAAUAAAUAAACGGUAUAAUUCCGUAAAGUCUUAACAAAUACUGUAAACGUUGCAAGAAAGAAAUUUUAUUGACAAUUCUUCUUUGAGACUGAAUAGCACGGUUAACGCUGAUCGUUCGUCGCAGUUGUAACCUGCACGCAUCGAUCUUUCAAAAAUGCCCUUCAAAAAAGAUGUACGGCUUUUGUUGAAGCCCUAUUAUUUAAUAAACAUUUUGCUCAGCCUUUCGUACAUUGUCUCGAAGCGAAUUCCAUUUGUUUGUCAUUAUGUGUUCGCGCAGGCCGAAUGUGAACUUGAUGGGAGAGAAACAGAGAUCCUAUUUUUUCUCAUGAUAGUCAUAAUGAUAAGGUCACGAAAAACUGGAAGUGUUACCAUGAUAAACUAUCUCUCGUCCAGCUUCGUGUACACCAAAGUUGCCAAUCUGAUUCUUUGGUUCUACGCAGAUAUUCGCAUGGGGAUACUAUUUGCCAUCAUAUUCAUUUUAUGCGGUCUGUUGUUCCCCGAACCAACGUAUCAGGGCCCAGAGAAUGUAAUUUACCUACAUGGUGCAAGUGGACUGCAAGAAGAGCUGCAACGCGACACAAGAAUUAUUUGGCUGGUUGCAUUCUAUACUGCAUGGAAUCCAGCUUGUGUUAAUUUUGCUCCAAUAUUUUCUGAAUGUUCUGCAGAAUACGCUUUAGACAACUUGAAAUUUGGAAAAGUGGACAUCGGAAGGUAUCCAGAUGCAGGAGCAAAGUAUCAUGUUAGUGAUGCUAGCACUAGCAAACAGCUGCCAACCUUAAUUCUGUUUAAGGAGGGCAAAGAGGUAGAAAGGCGCCCGUACGCUGAUCGUAAGGGUAAACUGGUUAAAUUUCUUUUUUCAUUGGACAACAUAAAGGCAGCAUUUGAUCUGAACAAUCUGUACAAGGAUUGUAAAAAGAAUCCAUUGAAGAAAAAAGAAAGGAAGUCUGUGAAGGCUGAGUGAAUUGUUCCACGUAUUUAGGCAUUUUGUUAAAGCGUUAUCGGUUCCAUAGCACUGCCAACGACUACGAUCGAAGAGUGACUUCUACUGUGUAGAACAGAUAUUUAGUAUACCAUUGUCUCGUGCAAAUUUUAAUUUAUAGAGAAAUACGAACGUUUGUAAAUAUUUCAUUCUGUCCUUUACCAUCACACGCAUGUCAUGCACCACUGUGUUCUAUUAGUAACGAUGGGACGGUAGUGUAGAGAAAAAGACGACGAGUCGAUCGAAAGGUAGACAAUGUCACAAUCGACAUUGAAUGAUUUAAAAGUGCCACAUGUUGAGUAUGAUUUGCACACGUGAAAAGUGGGCGUUUUAUCUAACCAAAGUGACGUACGGCUUCUAGUUACAGUACGUGUAACUCGUUGCAGUCUUC